Messenger RNA from Clupea harengus (Atlantic herring), 748 nucleotides. RefSeq names its product xyloside xylosyltransferase 1. The coding region runs from base 263 to 568 and encodes 101 amino acids. NCBI's taxonomy places the organism in Eukaryota, Metazoa, Chordata, Actinopteri, Clupeiformes, Clupeidae. The transcript has a single exon. The record is from RefSeq and is a predicted model, not a curated record.
CCCACUUGAUCUUUCGUGGGGUGACCUUUCGGUUUGAAUUCAGUGCACCUCCUCCCGAGUCACUGAAAGGUUCCAUGCAGUGAUCACAGUAUACAGCCCUUUUCUCUUGGAUCACUAACCUAUACACACUUUACUCCCUCGCCUCUCUUCACCUUCUCAUCUCUCUGUUAGGCACACCUUCUGGCAGUACCGUAAGGAGAACCCCAAAUCCGGCGUGGGCGACCCUCCUCCCGACGGCCAGCCGGGCUUCAACAGCGGGGUGAUGCUGCUGGACCUGGAGGCCAUGCGGGCCUCGGCCCUCUACAACCAGCUUCUGGAGCCUGAGCACGUGGCUCAUCUGGCUGACCAGUACCACUUCCGGGGUCACCUGGGCGACCAGGACUUCUUCACCAUGAUCGGCAUGGAGCACCCGCAGCUCUUCCACGUGCUGUCCUGCGGCUGGAACCGGCAGCUCUGCACCUGGUGGCGGGACCACGGCUACGGGGAUGUCUUCCAGCUCUAUUACCGCUGCGAGUGGCCUGUUUAUAUCUACCACGGCAACUGUAACACACCCAUACCAGACGACUGAAUGUCCUAAGGGCGGACUAGAACACUUCUAAGACAUCAGGACUAAUUCUUAGCACUUGGAGUAUCGGAACAAGCCAGAAUGUGAUAGCAUCAUUUAGAAAUGCCUAAUGCAGUACCAAAUUGAGCACAGAAAAAGGGUUACAGUUGGUAAAAUAAGUCCUUUGUGACAGCAAUGGACAAG